Trifolium pratense (red clover) is the source of this 1225-nucleotide messenger RNA. Its product is annotated as axial regulator YABBY 5. Gene Ontology annotation, biological process: abaxial cell fate specification; multicellular organism development; cell fate commitment. The coding region runs from base 329 to 919 and encodes 196 amino acids. The record is from RefSeq and is a predicted model, not a curated record. The transcript is spliced from 7 exons. NCBI's taxonomy places the organism in Eukaryota, Viridiplantae, Streptophyta, Magnoliopsida, Fabales, Fabaceae. Gene Ontology annotation, cellular component: nucleus.
GUAAGCACUUUUAAAAUAAAACUACUUUUUUUUCUCAUAACACAUUGCCUUAACCUAUUAAUUCUCUUCUCUCUUCCUCUUUCUAAUACAACUGUUCCUUUGGAUUCCAAACAAACCCCUUCAUCAAGUUCUUUCUAGUUUCUACCCUAAUUUUCUAUAUAUACACCCCUUCCCUCUUCUAUUAUUUACUGUUCUCAUAUCCAACCUACCUUAUAAAUAUACACAAACCAACUUGAGAUUUUGAAAGAAAGAAAGAUAUUUGUUUCAAUUAUCUCAUCUCAUCUCUUUCUUCUAUCUUCUCUUUUCUUCUUUGUAUCUAGCUAGAGACAUGUCAAACUGCAGCAUAGAUGUUGCACCUGCUGAGCAACUUUGCUACAUCCCUUGCAACUUUUGCAAUAUUGUUCUUGCGGUGAGUGUUCCAUGCAGUAGCUUGUUUGACAUAGUGACCGUUCGAUGUGGUCACUGCACAAAUCUAUGGUCUGUGAACAUGGCCGCCGCGUUUCAGUCACUGUCAUGGCAAGAUGUUCAGGCACCUAGUCAGCAGGGCAUGAAUAUUAAUCCAGAGUAUAGGAUUAGAACUGCAGCUGGAUCAGGUUCCAAAUACAGCAACGAUAGGAUUGCAAUGCGCACUACUACUGCACCACCACCAACCACUCAAGAAAGGGUUGUUAACCGCCCUCCCGAGAAGAGGCAGCGAGUACCUUCUGCUUAUAACCAGUUCAUAAAGGAAGAAAUUCAGAGGAUUAAGGCUAAUAAUCCUGAUAUUAGUCACAGAGAAGCUUUUAGUACUGCUGCCAAGAACUGGGCACAUUUUCCUCAUAUUCAUUUUGGACUCAUGUUGGAGACCAACAAUCAAGCUAAGAUAGAGAAUGUAUCUGAGAAGCGUUUGAUGUCAAGGGCUGCACUAAUGAACAAAUAAAGAAAGCAAUAUUCAUAAUGUGUUAGGGACGAUUUCAUCAAUUUCAAUUAAGUGUGUCAUGUAAAGAUUGUCCUGGCUUUUCAUGAGUUUUAAGGACAAUUGACUAUUUUAAUUUUCUUUGUUUUUUUUUUCCCCUUUCUUUUCUCUAUAUGUUAUAGCAGUUUGUCACUGCUUACUACUUGUUUAAUGAAUGUUUUUACUUAAUAUGAAUGAAGCAAGAAUGCUACUUUCCCUUGUCAUCAUAAUCUACCAAUCUAUCUAUAUAUAGUGGUGUUAAAGAAAUUACAUAAAUUUUUGUAGCAAAAA